CAUCCAAAGUUUCCUUUUUUGUUUUUGCUCUUUUAAUCGGUUUUAUCUAUAUUCUGGUGGAUCCUCCUCACCCGAAACCAAAAAGAAUGAAUGGUUUGACAAAUAUGAGACAUGAAGGCUCCGAUGCUGGGCACUGUCUUGCUCCUGUGUUUAAUGAAGUGAAGGACCUGAAAGAUGGAACUGAAUUGCUCGGGGGCCUUGGGCCGCACUUACAGACCCGUUUUGUCUCCGGAGAGGGGAGAAAGCAGCGGUCAGAAGGUUCCGGAAAAUGAAUAACCCAGAGUCCCUCGCUGAGAGGAAAACAGCGCACAAGAUGCACUUAAAUCGAGAUCGAAGAGGACAUUUAUUUUCAAAUGGAACAGGCCUGCUGCACUACUGCAAAAGAACAAGGUUUGUGUUUGCGGCUGAAAACCAGAUUUACACAAUUAUAACAGAAUUACAAACACAGGUCUGCCCUCCCGUAAUCAGUUUAAAUGUAUGAUCUCGACACUGACAUGGUCAAAUCUCACUGCACAGGCAAAGAGAGACGCAGGUGUAGAAAAUCUUCAAAUAAUGUGCCUCAGGUAUACGAACAGCUACAGAGAAAGCUACUAUAAAAUAUUGAUAUUACUCUAAUUCAUGUGCACAGGGACAUUGCCAGUCUCCAGUGCGGACUAACUAAUGAAGGGUAGCACUAUAAAAGCUGCACAUUACUUCUCACAUAUCCAUUUUAGCUCAGGUAAUUGAUUCGGUGGUAUCAUAGCAACAAGUGUCCGUCUGGGCCGAGAACAUGUGAGAGAUCCGAGUAUGAUAAUGAAUACUGUCACGUAUUUUUUUUUUUUUUUAUGCUUUCCCCCGAAUUGAAUGUAGGCCACAAAGCCUCCCACACAGCUGACAUCUGAAUCCAAAGAAGCGCUGCAAAGAUGAACAGUUGAGUUCAACGUGUUCAAAAAAACAUCACAUUUGUUAAGAGGGAACACGCGGCCCUGACUCCUCAGCCUCCAACAUGUGAGAUGGUAAAAUUAACAUGUCCCUUUGUGAUCUUUUGUCAUGAGGGAUUUCAAUAUAUGAAAGAAAUUUCUACUUGAACAAGAUCCGUUUCAAAAAGCAUGUUGCAAGCCGCAUAUUUGCACGUGAAUUAAAAUGAUAAAUGUACCAAACAAGAGCAUUUACAAUCCUGUUUUAAAGAUAUAAUGUGUAACAUUUCCAAAUUCAAAUGUCCAUAAACAUGUUGAUCUCUGGUAUAACAAAAGUCUCAACAGGGAUCAGAUGAACUCUUAUUCUGGGCGUCAAACUGAUGUCCACUGAAAUUAUCGAACUCAUUAGACAUCUUAAGACGUGGUCAAGUAAUUCAUUUCAGAAAUGUGAGCUGAAGCUUUCGAUCAUCUAAGGUCUUCAUCAGCAGACAGAGUAAGAUCAUCAGAGCGUCUGCUAGAUGAACUCCAAGCUUUGUCACCUCAAACUCAAGACCAUGAAUUUCCUUCACAUUAAGGUAAUAUUCACUUCAUUUAUGUGGAAUUUUGGCAAAACAUUUAGAAUUUUGUAUUUUCAAUAGAAACAAAUCAGAAAUGUCUUGACACUUUUGAUUGUAAGGGGGAUUUUUUUAACGAAUUUUACGAACAAAUUUGUUUGUUUUCCUCUGUUGAACUAUUCUGACGUUAACUAAAGAUUGAUGGGGAAAUAUGUAAGAAUGGACCAGCUGUUGAAGUCAUAAUCAACAAACAGGGGUUAGUAUAACACCAGAGUGCCUGCUAACUGUAGCUGCAGUGGGCUGGUUAGCUCAGUUAGCUGUGCAUCUAGCGGUCCCAGACUGGGAUCUUAGAGCACUGGAGGAGCGAUGAUGUUUACACUGUCAUGACAGGAGCCUUGGACCAGGACGAGCCUGGGCUAGCUGGUUAGCACGCUAAGUUUGUUAGAUUUCUCUGCAACACUGUACAGAUGUCAUGAUGUCAAGAACUGUUACUUAUUCACAUUCUGUUGAUCAUUUUAGUUCAUUUCUUUUUUGUUUUCAACAGAAAUUCUUACACAUUGCACCUUUAAAUGAUAUUGUAUUAAUUCUAACAUGCAAUUCAGAUCCAGUCAACUUUUUGUUUCAGCUGCAGUAUAACACUUCGCUGUAGCUGCUCUAUUGAUCUGAAAAUCAAUACCUCUGCACAAAAUCAGCACAUUUAAUCAGCUGCUGUAACUCUCGGCAGUAAUUAACAGGCAACACACACCAUCAACAAGAGAGUGUGAGAUGAAGGAUUCAUGGAGAGCUGAUUGAUCACGCAGAACACGUGCAGAGAGAUAUCGAGUGUUUUCUGUUUGCAAAAAAGAAUUUUAAGUAAAGUCUCUUCUUUCGCCGUUGUUUUGUUUGUUCUUUUACUCUCCUCCACAUGCAUGAGUGUCUGUGAUUGGCUUCAGAGAGAGAGGGAGACACUGCUCGCUCCUUAUUGGCUGGGUGCAGAAGGGGGCAGGUGCUGUGUGUGAACAUAAAUAGAGAGUGCAGCCUAACAGCAACGUUCAUCUGCCAUCAUCCUCUCUGACACCGCAGCAUCCACCAGCCCCAUCACUGACUUCAGAGCCAGUUAUCAGACAAGACAAAAAAGAGGAGGAGAAAGGUAACGCAACAACGGGAGAUUCUUCUGUGCAGUGUUCAGGAGAAAAAGAGCAGCAGGAACUCAUCAUGUCUUUUGAAGUGAAGGAGAAGACAGACGUGCGUCUGGUGUUUUUGGGAGCAGCUGGAGUGGGGAAGACGGCCCUCAUCCAACGCUUCCUCAAAGACACUUUUGAGCCCAAGCACCGGCGCACGGUGGAGGAGCUCCACAGGAAGGAGUACGAGGUGGGUGGCGUCAAAGUCACCAUCAGCAUCAUGGACACCAGCGGCAGCUACUCCUUCCCCGCCAUGCGGAAGCUCUCCAUCCAGAACAGCGACGCCUUCGCCCUGGUCUACGCCGUGGAUGACCCCGAGUCCCUGGAGGCGGUGAAGAGUCUGCGGGAGGAGAUCCUGGAGGUCAAAGAGGACAAGUACACGCCCAUCGUGGUAAUAGGCAACAAGAUAGACCGCCACAACGAGCGCCAGGUGUCAAGCAAGGACGUGCUGUCCACAGUGGAGCUGGACUGGAACCACAGCUUCCUGGAGUCCUCAGCCAAAGACAACGUCAACGUGCUGGAGGCUUUCAGGGAGCUGCUCCAGCAGGCCAACCUGCCCAGCUGGCUCAGUCCAGCGCUGAGCCGGAGACGGGAAACCUUCCCCAAGGAGAGCAGCAAACGUCCUCCUAUGAACAAGACCAACAGCUGCCUCAUCUCAUAAUGAUGCGGGGUCAACACCAAAAGACACUGAGAGAAAAAAACUGACUCCAAAACAGCCUGAAAGGGCUUUGUCAGCGGAGAGAGACAAACAACAACAUGUGUAAAAACUUGACUGAGACACUGAGGCAGGCAUUGAAGUCUCCCUGUCAGGCAUGAAAGCAAGACACAGAACCCCACAGCAGAACAGGAAGCACGGAGAUGCUGCAAUGGUGAAACCAGAUCCCAACUUAAAGACUCAAAGAAUGCAAUCGGACAGUCUGAAAGGCGACACACAAGAAACUGCACAGAAAUGUACUCACUUAAGACAAAGAAACAAUGCAACAAAUCGUGACAGUGCAGACGUCAUGACCUCGGCUUCGACCCAAAAGCAUUUGUGAUGUUUUGUUUUUUGUAUUUUUGUGUCGCUGAUGUUGAAAAAAGUGCAAUAACUGUGAAGUGAUGCAAAAGUCUGUUUACAUAAAGUUGUUUUUAUGAAUCGAGUGGACCACAGAAGGAGAAUUGAACCAAGAAAUGAUGUAUAUACAGUUUAAUAUCAUCAUCACAUCAAAUCUGCGAAUUUUUUGCAGCCUGUCCUGCGCUGAACUCCCAAACACUGCUCCACAAACCUCAUGUAAACCCUGAUCUCACUAAUACUUGCUGUGCUUUUUAUCUUUUUCCUCUCAUUGUUUGACCAAUUUUCUUUUUGUAAGGGGGUUUGCCUUCUUACAUAACUUGACCAACGUGUCUGUACAUUGAAAUUUUGUAUUUUCUUUUCACCAUGACAAUUAAAAAGAUGUUUGAUGAGUUCUUUGUUCUUGUCCAGUGCUUAUUUGAGAUAAAUGAAACUGUUUUUUUUUCCUUAUACCUCUAGUCACCCACUCUACAUAACAAUAUGCAGGAUUUUGCAGAUUUCCUUUGUCGUGUUUGCUGAUCACACUUUUCAUGACGUGACAGUGCAGACGGAAAGGAAGUGUGUGUGAGGAAUGGUAUAUAGAUCAUGUAAAUAAUGACGUCAUACUUAAUUAUAAUGCAGGUGAAACAAAGCUUGCAUGUUCUGACAGGAAAACACAUUCUAAAGUCUCUAAAUGUCUCUAAAAGCCUCUAUUACACAUAAAUAUAAUACUGUACACAAUGUAAACCUCUUUAAAUUGCAAACACUUCCGUCAGAGCACGUGGAUCUGAAUGGUGUUUUAAAGGUGCACUUUGUAAUUUUGGGGAUGGAAACUGUCUUGGAAACUGUUUUCAUGACUCA
Molecule: messenger RNA, 4501 nt
Organism: Acanthopagrus latus (yellowfin seabream)
Lineage: Eukaryota; Metazoa; Chordata; Actinopteri; Spariformes; Sparidae
Gene: rasd4
Product: rasd family member 4
Exons: 1
Coding region: 2645-3271 (208 amino acids)
Molecular function (GO): GTPase activity; GTP binding
Source: RefSeq, a predicted model, not a curated record